UUGGGGAGGGGGCAGGAUUUGUCAGUGAGGGUGGCAGGGACGGUUCCUGAGGGGGAACUGGAUGGUCCCUAAUCAGGGGGCUAGUGAGUAAACACCUGAAGAGCAUGAAGAGGGGGCCAGGGUGUCAUAUCACGAAUUCUAUUCUCGCUCCCCAAGUUUUCCUUGCCUCUAGAAGUUCAGGGAGGUAACUCAGCCUCGCGGGCGACGGGGGCCCUGAGGGGCGGCCUGGAGCGCACCCCGCAGGCCCCAGCCUGUGCACCCACAGGUGCGCACGCCUCCCGCACCUGCGCGGCGCCCCACAGGUGCGCCCCGCAGGUGCCCGCCCCCGCCCCCGAGGUGCGUCCUCCUGGGCGGGGCCACUUCCGGGCCGGUGGCCGGACGUGGGGGCGGGGGCGGCCGUUGACCCGGUGACCGCGGCGCCGCUGGAGGCUGGAGGCGCCCUGCGGCUCGCUCCCCCGCCUCCCUCCGGGGGACAGGACACGGCGGCCGCCGCCCGCCCGGGUCUGAGGGAGCCGGGCAGCCAUGAGCGCCAACCCGCAGUGGGACAUCAGCAGGGCGCUGAGGGUGGCCAGGCUCUUCCACCUGGUGUGUGGAGUCCGGGAUGCCUGCGUGACCCCGUUCCUGACCCUCUACCUGCGGCAGCUGGGCCUGGCCGCACCCUGGGUGGGCAUCCUCAUGGGAACCAAGCACCUCAUUGCUGCCUCCUGGGCUCCCUUCUGUGCCUUCCUGGCCAGAAGCCACCAGAAGCGGAGGGUGCUCAUGACAGCCUCGCUGCUGGGCUCGGCGGGGGCCAGCCUGUUUAUGGUCCUGGUACCGCCCCUGGACAGAGACCCAGGGGACCGCCGGUGUAAUGGAAGCCACAGCUUGACCGCCGAGGGCCCACCACCGGGGGUCGCACUAACUGUGACUGUCACCUUGGCCUCAGAGCCAGCCUCCAACUCCCCAGCGGGAGCACUCAGCCUCCCAGGGGAGAGGAGUUCUGGGGUCGCUGGAACCCGUGGCUUCGGAGAAGGGCUUGGGGAAAGUGGCCAAGAACCUUUCAGUUAUCCGCCCAGCUCCUCCGUGGGCUCCACCCAAGGAACCAGGAACAGAUCCAGAGUUCUCGUCCAUCCUGACACUCCAGGAGUGACAGGUUCUCCCCGUGAAGGUGCUUUUAGAGUGGUCAGUCCGCCACUCCCUCUGUUUGCUGGGGGCACGGUGCUGGCAAGUCCAGCCAACCAGUCGGCAGCCAAGGGGGAUGGUGGGGCCCUUGGCCUCUCCUUGGAAGGGCUGCAGUGGACUUUCAUCCUCUCACUGGGCUCCAUGGUGCUCUGGGAGCUGCUGACAUCCCCUCUGGAGCAGGUGGCCGACGACAGCCUCUACGAAUACCUGGAUUUUGUGGACGCCACUGACCGCUACAGAAGCCUAUGGGUGUGGAGGCUGCUGGGCACAUCAGUCGGUGUGUGCGGCAUUGCGGCCUUGGUGGGGCCGCUGGACUGCUUCCUGGCGACCAGUGGCCCGCGGGGCGUGGUGCACUUCUACGGCUACUCCCUGGUCAGCGCCCUGGCUUUACUGGUGAGUAUCGCCUUUCCCGUCCCCGUCUGCCGGCGGCAGGAGCCCAGCUACAGGACGGCCAAAGCCCUGUCCCUCGUGGCCGGCGACCCCCACCUCACCGUCCUGGCCCUCACCAUCUUCUUGACAGGAGGAGUCACCAGUGCAGUGCAGAACUUCCUGUUCUGGCAGAUGAGAGACCACGGGAGCAGCGAGCUGAUCAUGGGUUUCUCGGUGGCCCUGGGCUUGCUGGGGGAAAUUAUGCUUCAUCCUUUCAAAGCUCCGUUGCUUAGGAAGCUGUCCAGGGUAGGCACGGUGGGGCUGGGGCUAGGCUGCCUGGCGGGGCAGCUGCUGUAUUACUCAUUUCUCUGGAGCUGGUGGUCCGUCCUGCCGGCUCAGAUCUUGAGCGCCCUCAGCCACGGGGCUCUGUGGUGGGCAGUCAGCACCUCCAUAGAGCACCUGGCCACUCCUGGAACAGAGAGACCCCUGAGCGCUGUGUUCCGAGCCCACGUUUGUGGGAGUGGGGCCAGCCUGGGAAGCUUUGUGGGGGGCUUCGUGGUGAUGCGCUUCAGCCUGCCCGUGCUCUACCAGGCCUGUUGCGUCCUCUUGUUGCUCUGGCUGGCCUUGUUCCUGUCCAUCCAGCCCAGACUGCCCCAGGAGCGGAAAAUCAACUACUCCAAGCUGCUGACUGUGGAAGCCAGUGACACAAGCGACUCUGAGCAGGGGACCGAACGGGACUGGCUAGUGAAGGCCAUAAGGGAGGAACACUCUGGCUGGAGGGGCUGAGAGACAGAGCCAGGAUGCACACUCAUCUGGGAAGGAGCCGGAAGGAUGGACAAGACUCAGUCUGCUGAGGGCAAAGCCCACAAGUCCUGCGGGGCUGCAGAAAGCCCUGCAAGAGAGAAGUGUGUCUGUGCCAAAGCUCCACGGGGUCAUCUCACUGCAUGAUUUUCUUUACUUUUGUAGUAAAAGGAGAUUCAACUUUUGGCCAUUCAAUCUUUUGAAAAUAAUGGUGCAAGAAUACAUUUGCUAUAAAACAAAAAAUGUUCCCUCUGUAGUCACUCUCUUGGCGAUGGGGUUUGGAAGAGCUUUGCAUAGUUUGUUGUUGAUUUCAGCUGUGGCUGAAGUGCUCAGAUGAAGCUGAUGGGGCCGGGAAGGCGAUGGGACCUGCAGGAUUCAGUUGGCAGAGGGGGCCUUGACUUUGGUGAGUCACAUGCAUUCCUGUGGAUCCUAACGCAUGAGCCUAUCUUAUAGGGCAGGUCAGGAUGAUAAUGAAACCAAAACUCUUCUCUUUGCCUGUCUCUCUCUGCAUUGAUAAACAAGUGUUAUACUCACACCCAGAUACUUAAGUCUCCAAUAAGAGAAAGUGAUGGGAAGUGUAAUGUGUAUUGGAUGGGUGUGGAGGUGAAUAGGUUUUCAUUCUUACUCUCCAGUGUGUGUGUGUCACCAGGAGUAGGAUACUAGACUCAUCUCCCAUACUUCGGUCAGAGCAAAAGUCAUUUCACGUCCUUUGGACUCAAUUUUGCAGGCUCCACCACGUAAGAGCACAUGGAGAUUUUUUGCGUCUGCUUUGAUGAGGGUGUGGCAGCCUCCUUACGGCCAGGAUGGUCUAUACUACCUCCACAGCCAGGAUGCUACAGGUGGUCCACAUACUACCUGUGCCAUUGGACCGCCCACAACAGCCUUAUGAAUCAAUCAGAAUCAUUCCCUGCAUCAUUUAAAAAUUUUACUUGACUGCAUUGGGUCUUAGUGUUGGCACGCAGGAUCUUCAGUGUUCAUUGGGACAUGUGGAAUCUUUUAGUUGCAGCAUGUGGGAUCUAGUUCCGAGACCAGGGAUCGAACCCAGGCCCCCUGCAUUGAGAGUGCUGUCAUCUUAGCCACUGGAUCACCAGGGAAGUUCCUAGAAUGUACCGUACCCUUUUAUGUCCCAUUCCUUGCGCUCAGCAUAAUUGCAAUGGCUUCUGACACCAGCUACCUCGAGUCACACCGCAGGUUAAGAAGCACACAACUGCCCUCAAUUCAGACACCAGCCACAAAUUUGGGGGUCCCCAGAAUCACCCUCACUUCUGACCAACUGGCUACAAAUUUGGGGUUCCUACUUUCCUCCUCAGGCUCAAUAAUUCACUAGAAUGACUCCCAGAACCUAGGAAAGCACUGCAUGAAAGAUUACAGUUUUACUGUAGACGAAAGAUACAAUUCAGAACAGCCAAGAGGAGAGACUCAUAGGGUGAGGUUCAGAGAGUCCCAAGGUGAAGUGGCCAAGUCCUCUCCCCACGGACUCAGGACCCCUCACCUCUGAGCACACCGAUAUCCACUGGGGAGACUCUGGCAUCUGUGGUUUUUACCAGGACUCCAUUAUAGCUGCAUAGUUCAUUGAAUCAUUUAGCCACUGUCCACUUCCCAGAAGUCAGGCUGAUGUCACAGGACUCCAAGCCCCAAACUUCUCUUCCAGCAUGUGGUUGGUCUAUCAGGCAUGGCAGCCUUCUGAGUCAUCUUAUUAGCAUUAGGGUCCCUCAUUAGUCACUCUAUUAACAUAAGUCAGAGGUCCAUCCUGAGUCAUCUCAUUAGCAUAAACCAGGGCCUGUCUUUAGUUACUUCAUUAACAUAAACCAGGGGCCCUCCCAGAGUCACCUCAUUACCAUAAAUACAGGUGUGGUCCGGAGAGACCCACCAAGAAUAACAGGGACACUCAUACCUUAGGAAAUUUCAGGAAUUUAGAGGCUGUCUUCCAGAAACCAGGGAUAAAGGCCAGCCGGCAGUCCCAACAGAAAACAUCAAUACCCAGGGAUAAAGACAAGUUAAGCUGAAUGUCAAGUGAGAAGUUCAAAUAGAAUUUCAGGAAGAGCAGGGUAGGCAUGAUGAUUGAGUGCCGGGAGAAAAACUAAUGGAGAUGAUCAUUAUGGGCUUGCAUAUUAAAGGAAUGAUCAAGUCACAAAGAGUUAGAACCAAGAUGUAUGACUUUUACUCUAGUAACAAGCCAUUGGAUCAGUUCAGCUUCAUACCAUUAAAAGUAAAUGAAAUUCUUAGCUGAUAGCCUCGUGGCUAUCAGAGAUACAGAGUUCUAGCAUAUGUUUGUUCGAGCUCAGAGGAAAGUAAAAAUUGGAGGAGCAAUUAACCUUUCUGCCCAGGCUGACUUAAACCAUCAUUUCCCAGGUCCGGUGGGGAAGCCUGACGUAGCUGUACCGGCACCUGCACAGAACGACUGCCUCACUUUUUCUCAUUUCCAAUCACCUUUCCCCACGGUCCCCGUGCCUCAAACCACCCUGCUUCUGCAUCCUGUAAAUACUGUAAAUACCUGGCCUUCCAGGAAGUGGACCUGAGGUAAGUUUCCCAUCUCCUGGCUUGUCUGCCUCUUGAACAGACCCUUUCUCUGCGGCAAACCUCAGCAUCCCGGGCUCACUGUACGUUGGGCAGAUGAACCUGGCUUGGUGACAACAUGAGGUCCUUCCCACGGCCAGACUUCUGCAGACAGAAAGUAGACGGUUGUUACCAGGGCUGGGGUCCAGGGGGAACGGGAAGUGUCGUUUCAUGGGCAUAGUGUUUAAUUUUUCCAAGAUGAAAGAGGAUGGAGGUUGGUUGCACAACUACGUGAAUGGAUUUACUUCUCCUGAACUGUACACUUACACAUGUUUAGGGUGGUCAAUUUUAUGUUUUACCACAAAUUUUUUUUUUUUUAAGUAAAAGAGGCAGGUCUAAAGGAGGAAGAAUCUGUCUCCUCUGGAGUUUGGCUCUGGGAGUUGAGGUUUCUGAAAUGAACAGUAGUUUCUCAAUUCUGCUCCUCUCGUGCUAAGAGAGCUUGAGGUUGCCCUGGGGUAGGAGGGCCGCUGCCUCCUUCCUUCAGCAAAGCAGCUGCUCCUUUGUUCUCCAGCUACUAAAAGACUUAGCUAGGGAACUGCUCUGGUGGUCCGGUGGUUAAGGCCUGUGCUUUCACUUCAGGGGCUGGGGGUUUGAUUAUCUGAUAGGGGAAGUUGUGGAUGCUCAUGACGGGGCCAAAAAAAAAAAAUAUUUAGCAAGGCCUAAGCAAUUGUAAGGCCUGGAGGGUUGUUCUCCACCCUGCAAGGAAUUUGAACUGUUUGGGAAAUGGAAGGAUUUCGGGGAACUCACAAGCUGGCGAUGCUCAUCUCCAGGCUGUGAGCCAGGAUCAAGAAUCAUACCUUGCAUUUGCAAAAAUGAAUUCCUCCUGAGACUUUCAACCUGUGGUCUAUGACCUUCGUCCCAACUAUAAUUUUAGCCAAGGUUAAAUUGGAGCAUUUGAAGCUCUCAGUUCCUAUUUCCACAAUAUCCUUUCACCAGUGUUUUAUCUGGUGUCAUUUUUUUCUCU
Molecule: messenger RNA, 5851 nt
Organism: Bubalus bubalis (water buffalo)
Lineage: Eukaryota; Metazoa; Chordata; Mammalia; Artiodactyla; Bovidae
Gene: MFSD6L
Product: major facilitator superfamily domain containing 6 like
Exons: 2
Coding region: 523-2316 (597 amino acids)
Cellular component (GO): membrane
Source: RefSeq, a predicted model, not a curated record